UAUACAUACAAUGAUGAUAGGAAUUAAGCUAGCUAGCUAGUUGGCAAAAUCUCUUUUGUAGAUACUCCUCUUUCUCUGGCAUCCAAUUAGAAUCCCCUCUCCCUUUCAAUCUACUUAUAGGGACCAAACUCUCUCUCCCCCCCCCUGUCCCCCAUGCAUGUAAUACUGUUCUUUCUUAUCCCCAAAAUAAAUACUCACUAAUCCUUCCCCUCCUCCCAAUCCUCUCCAUCAUUCUCACUCCCACUCAAGGAAAUACCAACAUAUAUAAAACCUAAUUACUCUCUCUCUCUCUCUCCAAAAUAGUAAGAGAGAUGAGCCAGUGUGUUCCAAGCUGGGAGGUCGAUGAGAACCCAUCCCCUCCAAGGCUCAGUAGUACUCUCCGUCCUCACUCCAACUCCAAUUCCAUUCCCCCUGAUGUCAUUCCUAUGUUAGACUAUGAAGUGGCAGAAUUAACAUGGGAAAAUGGGCAGCUAGCAAUGCACGGGCUAGGCCCCCCGCGCGUGCCUACCAAGUACCCGAAUUGGGAUAAGCCACGCGCCGGAGGAACAUUGGAGUCCAUAGUUAACCCAGUCACCUACCUGCCCCAAGGCAAAUCCGGGAGCGUAGACGAGCUAGUGCCGUGGUUCGACCACCACCGCCCUGCUGCAUCUUCCGCCUCCGCCACGAUGACGAUGGAUGCUCUCGUGCCCUGCUCCACCACCUCUGGAGAAGGAGGUAGUGCAGGACAGAGAACCGCGUCCGCGUGGACGCAUGUGAUGGACGGGUUGGGCAAGCACGUGGUGGGAUGCUCCACGCGAGUGGGAUCGUGCAGCGAGGCCAAGACCUGUGACGACGAAGUGCUGCUUAAGCGUGCGAGGGUGGCACAUACGCAGGUGGCGGCGCAGGAGUGGAGCUGCAGCAGGGAUAACAACAGCGUGGAUGGGAGCGCCGCUUGUGGGAGGGAGAGCUGGCAGUUGACGCUAGACACCUGCGAUAGGGAAUUGGGUACUGUGGGCGGGUUCACCACUACUUCAAUGGAGUCGCUUGGAAACACCACCAGCUCCGCCUUGCAGAGCACCAAAGCCACCACAACCGCUACCACCGACGACCAUGACUCCGUUGGUCACAGUAGAUUCCAGAAGAGAAAAGCAGGGGACGCGCAAGAAAAGAAAAAAGGAGGUGGGAAAUCAUCCAUCUCGACUAAAAGGAGUAGGGCAGCUGCCAUCCAUAAUCAAUCUGAACGCAAAAGAAGAGAUAAGAUCAACCAAAGGAUGAAGACGUUGCAGAAGCUGGUCCCAAAUUCCAGUAAGACCGAUAAAGCUUCAAUGCUCGAUGAGGUUAUAGAAUAUCUGAAACAGCUACAGGCUCAAAUUAGCAUGAUGAGUAGAAUGAACAUGUCGUCCAUGAUGCUGCCUAUGACCACAUUGCAACAACAGCUCCAGUUGUCUAUGAUGGCUGCCGCUCCACUCGGGAUGGGAAUGGGCAUGGGGAUGGGCUGCAUGGACAUCAACACCCUCGGCCGGCACAACAUCCCCGGAAUUCCCCCUGUUCUCCACCCGGCGGCCACCGCUUUCGUGCCUAUAACUUCGUGGGAUGGCACGGCCGGCAAUGAUCGGUUGCCUCCUCCAGCCGGAGUAAUUCCGGAUCCCAUGUCUGCAUUCCUUGCAUGCCAGUCGUCGCAGCCCAUGAGCAUGGAUGCUUACAGCAGAAUGGCAGCAUUGUAUCAUCAGCAAAUGCAUCAAACUCCACCUUCCGGUACUAAGAACUAAUUAAGGAGAGGAUUAUGCAAAUCAAAUCCCUUCUCUAUUUUCUUAAUUAUUCAAAUUAAUGUUCUUAUGACCAAUUAAGGAGAAACAUAUAAUUGAUUUGGAAUCAUACAUGGACCCACAAUGAUAUUGCAUAUACUACUUGCACGA
Molecule: messenger RNA, 1895 nt
Organism: Rhododendron vialii
Lineage: Eukaryota; Viridiplantae; Streptophyta; Magnoliopsida; Ericales; Ericaceae
Product: transcription factor UNE10
Exons: 6
Coding region: 312-1748 (478 amino acids)
Cellular component (GO): nucleus
Molecular function (GO): protein dimerization activity
Source: RefSeq, a predicted model, not a curated record